This is a messenger RNA of Xylaria bambusicola, 1582 nucleotides long. RefSeq lists its product as uncharacterized. Bases 187 to 1323 code for a protein of 378 amino acids. The record is from RefSeq and is a predicted model, not a curated record. NCBI's taxonomy places the organism in Eukaryota, Fungi, Ascomycota, Sordariomycetes, Xylariales, Xylariaceae. The transcript is spliced from 6 exons.
UCAUACAUAUUUAAGACUUGAUAGAUAUCCGUGGCCGCUCAACGAGUUGUGACCAACGGCCGCUAUUAUCGAGCGGCAAGUACACUCUACAUCAGGUGUUAUUAUCUCAACGAUCUAAUUCAGCAGCUAUCACGACCAUCUAUAGACGCUUGCUGAUCCUAGUUAUUAGGUAUCGUCAUCACCCCAAUGGCGACAAGAGUAGACCUGUCCCAGCCCGUGGCGGCGCAAACAAAACCAAACUUCACUCCAAUAAUCUCUCAGGCUCAUGUCUUAGAUAUCAACCACGAUGUCUUUACACCCGCUAGGCACUUGGCGUUUAAGGAAAUGCCAAAGGUGCACACGAUGAAGGAGCUGGGGUUCUCGGAAACUACGGGCGUCUCGCCUAUUGCUGUCUCAGAGCCGUUCCGGCUUUUUACAGAGGAAGCUGUUAUGCAGAUGAGGCGAGAAGUCCUUUCUCCUGAGGUAUUCGAGAACUGCCAAUAUUCCAGUAACCUUGCUCAUUGUUAUCUGAGAGGUUUUGCGAAUAAAUACGCCCCCUUUGUAUAUGAUGUGUGGAAGAACCCAGAAACCCUGGCAAUCGUGUCAAAGAUCGCCGGGAUCGAUCUGAUCCCAGAGAUGGACCUGGAGAUAGCACACAUCAACAUCUCGGUGAAAACGGAAGAGGAGAAGAGGGAAGAACUGGAGGCUGUAGCCGAAAGGGCAAAUUACGAAGCCGACGAGGGUAUCGCUGGCUGUCCUUGGGAGGACGACAAGCCCAUUGUCGGCUGGCACACAGACAGUUAUCCGUUCGUCUGCGUGACGAUGCUUAGUGACUGCACGGAUAUGAUUGGGGGUGAAACAGCGUUGCGCACCGGCAACGGCGAUAUCAUGAAAGUGAGAGGACCGCAAAUGGGCUGCGCUGUCGUGCUGCAAGGCCGAUACAUUGAGCACGAAGCUCUUCGGACUCUUGGAACAACGGAGCGAAUCACAAUGGUGACCUCGUUUAGGCCGCGUGAUCCCCUCAAAAAGGAUGACACCGUGCUGACCACUGUACGACCCAUAUCCAACAUUAAUGAGCUGUACAACCAAUUUGCCGAAUAUCGGCUGCAGAUUCUUGAAGAGAGAAUCCGUAUGCAGCUUCGAGAGAUUCGUGACCUUUCUGCGGCAGGUAGAAGAGUCGCUACGAAGAAGCUAAAGCGGUUCUUCGAGGAACAGGAGAGCUUCCUCGCGCACAUGAACCGAGAAAUGGUCGACGACGAAGAUGUUGUCGUGGGUAAUAUCCACCAAGAACACCUCAUCUCGAAGAACUCAAACGGGUCGAGGAAACGGCAGCGGCUCGUAUAGGCGUAAAACCUCUCCACUCCCUCUCCUCCACCAUCUCUUAUUCCGUUGGGCCGUGGCUCGUGUGUUCGGUACCUGGGCUCGUAUGCCGGAUAUUCCUUUUAAUGAUAACGAGCUACUCCGGAGUACAGCCAGCACCACCAUACGGAUGAGUCAACAGAUGCGUCAAAGUACGGUAUAAUUACAUGAAGAUGCCUACUCCCUGACAACGCUCUUGCUCACUAGUACUAUACGCCGUAUAGAGUGCACUAGGCACUCGAUG